AUGACUCAAUAUAAGCAGAACGUGAACAACCUUCGCGUUGAAGCCGGCGCACAUGUUUUGUUUCCUGUAUACGACAUUCCGUCUAGACAGCGACAUUCCGUCAAAUCCGUUUCCAGUUUUGACAACUAUACGUGGACAAGUCAUCAAUACGAUAUCGCUAUUCUGGAGCUCGAUUCAGAAGUAAACUUCAAUCAAUAUGUCCAACCAGCGUGUGUGCUCCUGGAGAAAAAUCUAAUUGAUAAGGUUGGAACGGUUGUCGGAUGGGGAUUGACUGAGUUCAAUGCAGAAUCUAGUGUUUUGAGAGAAGCCCAAUUACCAGUGGUAGAUACCAUUACCUGUCUGAAUAGUGAUCAUGUGGCUUUCGGGCCAACUUUGAAAAGAGGAAUGUUCUGUGCUGGUUACACAAAUGGCACUGGCGUGUGUAAUGGUGACAGUGGUGGAGGACUAUUAUUUGAAGUCAACGGAGUGUGGCAUUUAGGAGGGAUCAUAUCGUUUACAAGAGCACGAGAUGAAGACAAAGCAAAGUGUCAAACGAAAGGCUAUGCUGUUUUUUCCAAGGUACAUGACUAUCUAUCAUGGAUAAGAGAAAAAACUAAUCUGAAACACCUCAUCGGCGAAGGAGAGCCCAUCAACUCGAAGAUCUGCGCUGCGAACAAUGCAAACGUAACGAAUACGGACGUACGUAAGCUUCCAAUAAGGCAUUGUGGAGUCUACUAUCCGAAUCGAGUGUAUAUGGGUCAGCGCACAAGAGUUUUCGAGUUCCCCUGGAUGGCAUUGUUGAUCCAUGCCAGUGGAUAUUGGCAAAGGGUUGGAAGUCUUAUCAACAAUCGAUAUAUUCUUACUGGAGCGUUGCCUUUUCUACCUAAAGACGUAAUAAAGGCACGCCUAGGUGAGCACACGAUUCAUCAAACAAUUGACUGUAAUGAGGAUGAAGACUGCGCACCUCCUGUACGAGACGUUGACAUCGAAUGCAUAAUUUACCAUCCACAAGCCAGCCGAAUACGCUAUUCAAAUGAUAUUGCACUCGUCAGAUUGGCAAAACGUGUUGAUUUCGACGGUAUUGCGAAGGUUAGCUCGUAUAUGGACUGGAUUUUGACGAACAUCGUACCGUAAGUGUUUCGGAAACCAUGUCUGGAGACAUUUUCAGCAUACAAGGCGCGAUUAGUUUUAGUUAUAAAAUAUAUCAAGUUCAGAUAGAUCAGUGGGGACGUAAAGAAGAGGGGAAUAGAUCAGAACAGUAAGUCAGGCUGUCACUCUAAGAAAAACAGUAUAAUAUAUUGUUACAUAAAGAUCGGAUGUAAAUGUAUAGUAGCUACCAAUGUGCACAGCUUUUAGCGAACCAUUCCAUUACAAUACACUAUAUUGUAGCUGGUACACUGUAUGGUACAGGAAUGGUUUUCACCAAAUACCCUACGGUUAGUUUUUAUCCGGGUGUACACGUUGGGUUGUUAUGUGUCUGGAACGAAAGUUCCACAAAAAUUGGAUGACCCGAUCAAAAACUACCAAUAAGGAUAUAAUCUUUAUAAUAAAUCGUGUUGGUCCUUAAAGAACACUCCACUCUCACUAUCGAAGGCUGGUCCGGUUCCACAACAGACGGUUUCCAUGCAUGAACAUAUGCUGUUUACAAAUAACCGACUGCAACAUAAUUCAUAGUCACUAAAUAUGUACCAAUAUUGGCUUAUUUUCAGUUCACUAUCUCAAGAAUAGUUGGUCUUCUAUGAAUGUGUUGCAGAACUCUGUGAAUUCUUAUUAAAGUGGGAUUUUUAAUUGUUUUCCUGAGUAUUUGUGGAACGGUGCAACGUUUACCACUACAGCCACCCCUCGGUGUUGUGCGUACCUGCGCGCAUACACUCAUCGACGUGUUCGACGACGACGACGAAGUGCGAGAGAGCAGAAAACGAACACCAUCAUCAUAAGUAAAGCGACUGCUACCGCGUUCGGUUGAUUGUUGUAUCAUUCUCUAAAUAAAGUAGUUUAAAGUUA
Molecule: messenger RNA, 1983 nt
Organism: Aedes albopictus (Asian tiger mosquito)
Lineage: Eukaryota; Metazoa; Arthropoda; Insecta; Diptera; Culicidae
Product: clotting factor B
Exons: 3
Coding region: 1-1113 (370 amino acids)
Biological process (GO): proteolysis
Molecular function (GO): serine-type endopeptidase activity
Source: RefSeq, a predicted model, not a curated record